Bufo bufo (common toad) is the source of this 3082-nucleotide messenger RNA. RefSeq names its product E3 SUMO-protein ligase ZBED1-like. Gene Ontology annotation, molecular function: DNA binding; protein dimerization activity. The coding region runs from base 498 to 3008 and encodes 836 amino acids. NCBI's taxonomy places the organism in Eukaryota, Metazoa, Chordata, Amphibia, Anura, Bufonidae. The record is from RefSeq and is a predicted model, not a curated record. Gene Ontology annotation, biological process: regulation of DNA-templated transcription. The transcript has 8 exons.
UGUCUGUGGAACACAAACUUCCUCCAUGUAGAUCACAAUGCAAUUCCUGUGGUCAGCUGGUUGAGUAGGAGCCAAUUUUAGACCAAGACUGCGCUCCCAUUAGGUAGUUACUCCAGGAUGUUCCUAGUUGCUGUUUAAUAAUUUCAUUUGGAAGGUAAAAUUAACAUUGUAAGUACACAUGUACAAUGUUAACAUGAUGUCACUUCCUGUUUCCUGUCAUCCGGCAUGGAUUGUAUUAAGUUUAUACUGUUUGUAUGUUCCCUAUUAUGUCUACUGAAGUAAGGCAUUCUUACCCCCAUUCCCAAAGAACAUAUUACAAGGACUCUUAUUAUAAACCUAUACAUUCAGUAAUUAGGCCUUGGAGGAGCUCUAGUACAUUCGGAGGACUGGUGGUGAAACACUGAGGACCUAUCGGUGGGAGAAUUAUCUCCAAUAUGGACAUUUGAUCCAGGAAGGUGAUACUGGACUCCAACAUUUCAAGUGUUCUUGGAAACACAAUGCUGCUUUCCAUCAGUGAUCCACCAAGGAUGGUCGAGGGCAGAAACCUCAUGGCUGCGAGGAUAUUAGACCUCACCCUAGAGAUCAUCUACUUGAUAACAGGAGAGGAUUACACAGUAGUGAAGAAGUCGUCUGGUGAGUGUGUGACACCCCAUGUGUCAGGAGAAUGGAACAGGACCCCGGGAGCCAUCACCGAGCCUCCACCUUAUUCACUGAUACAUGAGCAGAAGAUCCUAGAACUUACCACCAGGAUCACUGAGCUGCUGACCAGAGAGGUUCCUAUAAGGUGUCAGGAUGUCGCUGUCUAUUUCUCCAUGGAGGAGUGGGAGUAUUUAGAAGGACAAAAGGAUAUGUACAAGGACGUCAUGAUGAAGGAUCACCAGCCCCUCACAUCAUCGGAUGGGUCCAGUAGUAGAAAUCCACCAGAGAGAUGUCCCAGUCCUCUAUAUUUCCAAGAGUGUCCAGAGGAAAAGCAAAAUGUCCUACUGGAUCAUCAGGAAAGCUGUGGUGGAAUGACGAGUGGACCUGAAAACCCCACAUCAGAGUCAGUGAAUGUUUAUGUAAAUACAUUUGAUGUAAAAGGAAAAGCCCUAGUACCUUUAGUACUAAGGAUGGCUUCAAGAAAGAGAAGCAAUAUAUGGAUUUAUUUUGAGGAAGUUGGUCCACAGAAGGCAAAAUGCAAGAUCUGCAAGAAUACUUUUUCAGGGCGACCAGGAUCCACUUCAAAUUUCAGACGUCAUCUUAAGAACAAACAUCCAACGUUCCCGCUUGUGCAAGUGAAACAAGAGGAUCCAGAAAUAUCCACAUCGGUCUCGGGUGAAUCCAUAUUAGCGUCUACCUCAGCUGGCACGGUCUGCACCCUUUCUAAAGAAUCAUCCACCACAUCUGGAAUUGCUACCCCUGUACAAAGGUCUUGCCAAAGUCAGAUGACGAGAUAUGUGAGAGCGCCAACCGGCCCCAUCCGACAGAGCAAAGUGGACGAGCACUUAGUUAAAAUGAUUGCCCUGGAUUUCCAACCGUUUUCAAUUUUAGAGGACAAAGGAUUUAAAAGUUUUGUGAAAGCCCUCGAUCCUUCGUACAACUGGCCAAACAGAAAGACGCUAUCAGCCAUUGUCUUACCUCAACUGUACAACAAUAUUAAAGCUGAAAUGAUGGUGAGAGUAGGCAACGCCUCUGCCGUGUGUCUGACAACUGACUGCUGGACAUCACGCACAACAACCAGUUUUAUGGCCGUCACUUGUCAUUAUAUUGAUGAAAAUUUUAGGCUUUUGUCCUGUCUGUUGGACUGCUUCUCAUUUACAGAGAGGCACACGGCUGACAAUCUGGCAGCGGAACUUAACAAAAUUUGUGAAGAGUGGGGCAUCACAGACAAAGUCGUCGCGUGUACCUCUGACAAUGCCAGCAACAUAAAAGCAGCUAUCCGUAAAGUUGGAUGGAAGCAUUUGCCAUGCUUUGCCCACACAUUAAACUCAAUUGUGAGGGAAAGUUUGAAAAACAUUCAGGAGACGGUGGCAAAAGUCAACAAUAUUGUAGAAUGCGUUAACGGAAGCACCGUUGCCACUGAAAGACUAAAGGCCACACAAAGGCAAAUGUGCCUUGAAGAGUUGAGGCUCAAGCAAGAUGUAGCAACAAGAUGGAAUUCAACUUACUACAUGCUGAAAAGAUUUUUGGGGAUGAAAGAAGCGAUUAUUGCUGCACUUGCUUUGGUCAAACCCAGGCUUCCAACCCUGACGCUUGAGGAGUGGGAUUUAAUAAAAGAUGCGUGUGAAGUACUGAAACCCUUUGAAGAGGUUACUAUGGAAAUCAGCACAGAAAGAUAUGUGACUGCCUCAAAGGUAAUUUUGAUGGCAAGGGGACUGCAAAAAGCCGUCCAGAGAUUACGUGGUGCUAUCUCCAAUUAUGGUCCUGUUUCGGAAAUGAUUAAUGCACUUACAGAUGAAAUGCAAAAACGCUUUUACCAGAUUGAGCACAUUCAACAGCUGGCUGAGGCAACCCUUCUGGACCCCAGAUUUAAGCGAAGGGCAUUUCAUGACCCAGUAGCAGCUAAUGAAGCCUCCAAAAGUGUCACUAUGGCUGCUGCAAGAAUUUGGUCAAGUAUGCAAGUGGAUCAACCUCAUACUGGCCUUACAGACCCCUCAGCUCCUCUUCAGUCGGAGCAACAACCUUCUUUCUGGGCGGACUUCGAUGAGAGAGUUGCCGAUGCAGUUACCUUUUUUAACCCUACUUCGCAUGCAAUGGCAGAAAUGAGAGGGUAUCUUGAAGAGUCCCUCAUUCCAAGGACAGAAGACCCUUUGGCCUGGUGGAAAACAAGGCAGACAAUUUAUGAAAGGCUAGCAACUAUUGCGAAGACGAGACUUUGCAUAGUCGCUACCUCUGUGCCUGCAGAAAGAAUAUUUUCAAAAGCCGGCCAGAAAAUUUCUGAAAGAAGAAGCAGGCUGAAUCCAAAUAAAGUUAGACAGCUAAUUUUUCUUAAUGCAAACAUUACCUCUCCCGAAGACACAGCUACAUAGAGAGGCAUAUAUUAUCAAAAAAAUUCUGAUCGUUUGCACUUUAUAUUUAUUUGUAUUUUAUUUGUUUGCUUAAU